UCGCGGUGGGGGCUGUGAUGUGUCGGUGCUUUAACGGAGCGGGCAGCGGGCGGCAGUGCGGCCCAGCACCACUUCUCCCCUCUCUGCCUCUGGGACCAACUGAUGCUGAAGUAGAGUUCCACAAGUACCACUGGCACAGAUUUUAGCAGGUUAAAAUGGCCAAAGAUCAGUUUUACCGAAGAGGUAGUUUUAAUAGCUACCAGAGCAACACAAGUGAUGAAGAUAUGGUGGAGAUUGCAGGAGCAUCUUUGGACUUUUCUUUUGCAGAAGAUGUUCCUCCUUUAGACAGGGAGCCACAAGGAGCUCAUUUAUCUCUUUCAGCCAAAGCAACAGUAUUCGGGCACUCAGCGGUCAUCCAAUACUGUCACAGCAGUUUUCCACCUCCAAUGCUUCAGCCACUAGGGAAACACCUUGAAGAUGCACUAGAUUACAAGAGAGCACUGUAUACAAACUACAACGGAGCAGGGAUGAAUGGUGCAAGCAAGAUAAUGGAUUUUCUUGAUGAACCAAUUCCUGGCUUGGGAACAUAUGAAGAUUUCAACACGAUAGACUGGGUCCGUGAGAAAUCCAGGGACAGAGACAGACACAGAGAGAUCACAAGCAAAAGUAAAGAAUCAUUGUGGGCGCUCAUUAAAGGUUUGAGUGAUGCCUUCUCCGGGUGGCUGGUGAUGCUACUGGUUGGGCUCAUGGCAGGUGCCAUUGCUGGUUUAAUUGAUAUGGCUUCUCACUGGAUGACCGAUCUGAAGGAAGGAGUCUGUUUAGUGGGGUUCUGGUACAACCAUGAACAUUGUUGUUGGACAUCCAGUGAAACUACUUUUGAACAGCGAGAUAAAUGCCCACAAUGGAAGUCUUGGUCAGAGCUGUUUCUCGAUCAGUCUGAAGGAGCUGGUGCAUACAUAUUGAAUUAUUUCAUAUAUGUUAGCUGGGCCCUGGCUUUUGCUUUCCUGGCUGUGUCUUUGGUGCGAGUAUUUGCACCUUAUGCCUGUGGAUCUGGAAUUCCAGAGAUUAAAACCAUAUUAAGUGGUUUUAUCAUUAGGGGCUACCUAGGAAAGUGGACCUUGAUCAUUAAGAUCGUCACCCUGGUUUUAGCUGUGUCUUCGGGCCUCAGCCUUGGAAAAGAAGGCCCUCUGGUACAUGUGGCCUGCUGCUGUGGCAAUAUUGUUUGUCAUCUGUGUACGAAAUACAGAAAAAAUGAAGCCAAAAGGAGAGAGGUACUAUCCGCAGCUGCAGCAGCAGGUGUCUCUGUAGCUUUUGGUGCCCCCAUUGGAGGAGUUUUAUUUAGUCUCGAAGAGGUCAGCUAUUACUUCCCUUUAAAGACUUUAUGGAGGUCAUUUUUUGCUGCAUUGGUUGCAGCGUUCACACUCCGGUCUAUUAAUCCAUUUGGGAAUAGCCGCCUUGUGCUAUUUUAUGUAGAAUUUCACAGCCCCUGGCAUUUAUUGGAAUUAGUCCCUUUCGUCCUUUUGGGAAUCUUUGGAGGAUUAUGGGGAGCAUUUUUUAUUCGUGCCAACAUUGCCUGGUGCAGAAGACGCAAGACCACUAAGUUAGGGAAGUACCCGGUUCUUGAGGUCCUUGUUGUGACAGCCAUCACGGGUAUUAUAGCUUUCCCUAAUGACUACACUAAGAUGAGUACCAGUGGGCUCAUUUCAGAGUUAUUCAAUGAUUGUGGACUUUUGGACUCAUCACAACUCUGUGAUUACAUUAAUGAUGUCAACAGCACCAAGACGAUUGAUGACUUGCCAGAUCGUGCGGCAGGAAAAGGUGUUUACACAGCAAUUUGGCAGCUGGCCCUAGCACUAGUGUUUAAAAUUUUCAUCACGAUAUUCACAUUUGGUAUGAAGGUUCCCUCAGGGCUCUUCAUACCAAGCAUGGCUGUGGGUGCUAUUGCUGGAAGACUUCUAGGAGUGGGAAUGGAACAGCUGGCUUACUAUCACAAUGACUGGAUCAUCUUUAGAGGUUGGUGUAGUCCUGGAGCUGACUGCAUCACUCCUGGAUUGUAUGCCAUGGUUGGUGCUGCUGCAUGCCUAGGUGGUGUGACCAGGAUGACUGUGUCAUUAGUGGUUAUCAUGUUUGAACUAACGGGUGGGCUGGAGUAUAUUGUGCCAUUAAUGGCUGCUGCAAUGACCAGUAAAUGGGUGUCUGAUGCAAUUGGACGAGAGGGCAUCUAUGAGGCACAUAUUCGAUUAAAUGGCUACCCAUUCCUGGAGGCAAAGGAGGAAUUUACACACAGGACUUUAGCAAUGGAUGUAAUGAGACCUCGACGCAAUGACCCUCCUCUGACCAGCCUUACUCAGGAUGGUAUGAAGGUAGAAGAUGUGGAGACAAUCAUUAAUGAAACAACGUACAGUGGAUUUCCUGUGAUAGUGUCAAAAGAAUCCCAGCGACUUGUAGGCUUCAUCCUCAGAAGAGACCUAAUAAUUUCAAUUGAAAACGGAAGGAAGCGACAAGAUGGGAUUGUCAGCACUUCUUUAAUUUAUUUCACUGAACACUCUCCUGUGCAGCCUCCAAACAGCCCUGCGGCACUCAAACUGCGCUCCGUCCUAGAUUUGAGUCCCUUCACAGUAACAGAUCACACACCCAUGGAAAUAGUGGUGGACAUAUUCCGCAAACUGGGCUUAAGACAAUGUCUUGUUACUCACAAUGGGCGGCUCCUUGGUAUUAUUACCAAAAAAGAUAUAUUGAAACAUAUUGCUCAGAUGGCCAACCAAGACCCUGACUCCAUUAUGUUUAACUAAAAUAAAGUUUUAUAAUAUUAAUGGAGAUUCCAGAGAGGACAGUUUUAUUUCUGGUAAUGUGCUCUGGCUGGUGUCGGCAUUGUACCUUAAGUUCUUUCUGAAGAUCAAGAAUGCUGUACCUCAUGUUCAGUGAGUGUCCAACUUUCAAUUGCACUACACGAUCUACGGAAAUUUUUUCUGAAGUUUAUGGAUAAGCACUGUGGAACAAUGUGGUGAUUGAAUGAAGAGUUGGUCAAAUUGUGUAUUUUCCUCUACAAUUUAUAUUAAAUUCACUGUAAUAAGGGUAACAUUGAAUACUGGGUGCAUUAAUUCUUUAGGGUUUACCGGCAGAUAACCUAGAUAAUUAAUUUUAUCUUUUGGACCUGUUUGAGAUACCCCACAUUGUCUGAUAUUGUAGUCAAGUAUGGGUUUGGGUAUUUUGGUAAUUGCUCCACUGAGUGAUUAAUACAAGCAAUGUUAUUGACCUAAAAAUUAUCAGUGUUUCCUCUGAAGAACAACCCAUUGUGUGAAUGCUUUUUAAAUUGUAUUUAUUUCCCCCAUUGAAAUACUUGACAUGUAUUGUCCUCCGAGUGAAGAAGGUUAACCAUACCAGCAGCUAUGUGAGGCCCCUUAUCAACCAUCUCUGUUGUAACUUGAUGUUUACAGGACUACCAAAUGAAAUAGUCAAAUUCUGCACACACAGAUAAAUUUGUUUGCAGGGCUUUGUGUAAAUAUGAGGUAAAUCAUUCAAAUCAAACUUUUUCAUUUAAAUAAAGAGUUCAGUAAAUUGUUUUAAGGGACUUUUUUUCUGUUUGUGAAAUAACUUCUAUUUCCCACUGCUGCUUCCAUGAUACUCUGAAUAUUACAGAGAAUAAAGCUUUUGGUGUGGUAUUGAAAGGCAGCACUUCCAUUUGCAAAGUAGCUCAUGUUAAGUGGAGUGGGGUAAUCAAACCUACAUCUUCCAGUCCAAAGUAGUGAUCUUGUACUAUAAAUGUGUGUUGAUUCUGGCUUAAUUUCAAUGAGACAGUGUGAUUGCUGUCCAUACCUAAGCCAUACUUCAUUGCUUAGCUGCUUGCUCCUGGUCAAUGUUAACUUUCAAUACAUCUGUUUCUCCAUAAUAAGGAUGUGGACAUUUAUGACACUGACAUCAUUCAAAAGUGAGUUGUUUAUGACUUCAGACAGCUACCAAAGAUGUCUCAUGGCAUUCCAACUGCACAAGGAAGUGUAGUUAAAAGCUCAAUGUUUGUUUUCUGCCCUGUUGUUCAUAUGGGGGCUAUUUCUAAGCACUUUAUCUUUUUGUUGUUGUUUGUAACACUGCAAGAUGAUGACUUCAGUGUAACAGCCCUGCUGUCACAAUCCCAUAGAUGAUAAAGAAGUUGGAGUAAUUCCAAUAAGUUUAAACUAAAAGUGUGUAUUCCCCAUAGAUUGCACUACCUGCUUCAUAAGCUUUCUGGAACUCAAUGCUGGCAACAAGUUUUCCCCUCCCCACCAGGAAACAACAGAGUAAAGAGUUGGGCAAGGCCUAUUUCCAUGGUUCUUACAAUGCUUUUCACGAAUGAGCCAACUGAAGACCUAUGCAAGACUCUUCCAUUUGCUCUCCUUUCCCACAACACCGUGGCUGAUAUGGAUCUCAGUGAAUUGGGGGGAAUUUUGUGUGUUGUCACUCGGAUGAGAUUGAUAGAUUACUAGAUAUUAAAGAUAUCAAGGGAUAUGGGAAUAGUGUGGGGAAAAUGGCAUUGAGGUAGAAGAUCAGCCGUGAUCUCGUUGAAUGGCAGAGCAGGCUCGAGGGGCCAGAUAGCCUGCCACUGCUCCUGUUUCCUAUGUUCCUAUGAUGUGGUGCAGAACUUUGGCAACUAUUCUUGUAUGUGUCAGAACAGUGUAAUUUCUUUUCACAUCUUAUCAGAAUUUAUGUGCUCCACUAAUAUUUUGUUGAAUCAGGUAAAAGUUGUUCAUUGUUCAGAAUGGUUACUUAAACCUUAAGUUGUAUUGCAGAAAGAAUGUCAACAUUUUCUUUUGGGAUUUAUUUCAAUUAUCUAGAUUUUGGGCAUAUUUCUUCCCUUUUGUGUUUAUUCAUAAAUCAAUAAUGCACAAUAAAUCAGGAUGGUUGAAGUAAAAACCACCACUUCCUCAUCACUAGAAUGCAUCUUCCAGCACUGAAAAUAGACCUGUGUAUGAUGCUGAGUUAACACCCAGCAUAUCUGCAGCUGAAAUUAAUCAGGAAUAAAAUGUCUCUUGUGAAUCUC
Carcharodon carcharias (great white shark) is the source of this 4954-nucleotide messenger RNA. RefSeq names its product H(+)/Cl(-) exchange transporter 5. The transcript is spliced from 15 exons. Gene Ontology annotation, cellular component: Golgi apparatus; synaptic vesicle; membrane. Gene Ontology annotation, biological process: chloride transport; transmembrane transport. Gene Ontology annotation, molecular function: voltage-gated chloride channel activity. The record is from RefSeq and is a predicted model, not a curated record. The coding region runs from base 156 to 2732 and encodes 858 amino acids. NCBI's taxonomy places the organism in Eukaryota, Metazoa, Chordata, Chondrichthyes, Lamniformes, Lamnidae.